UCCUUGCCGACCCUUUGUUGUAAGGGCUACACAACAGGCUGAGUUUAGAGCCUACAUUGAUGUUUUAUGGUGCACGAAUCGGAUAAUAUCAAAUAAGUCUUAAGUGAAGGACGUGGAAUUGGAACCUCGUUCUCCUCAGCCUUCUGAUGAGUUGAAUGUAGUGGCGGAUUUGGUGAAGGAAAGGCACACAAAGACAGCAGGACCUACCGAUAGAGAGGGACCGCCGAGAGCCAGGCUACUCAUUUACGUGCGCACACGUUCGGGACAUUGAGCAAGAGCGUGAGUGAGAAGAUCAUGUCUGUGUAGCCUUAUUCCGAUGCCGAAUUACUAGGGACUGGGAGUGAUGCUGGUAUUUAUGUUUAGCUUACACCAUCCCGGGAAAUAAUCCCCAUCUGCGCAACCAUCUUUCAUUCACUGGAGAGUAACGCUUGGAACGGGGGUGUUUUGCCUCGGCGAAGCUGCAUGCGCUCUCCUUAGGUCGCUUUUGUUUUCUUCUUUUCGCACGAGACAUCGAACGAAGGAACAAAUUUAUCGCUAUCAGGACGGCCCGUGGACACCUUCGUUUUCACCAUGUUGACAGGCUACCGGAUCGUACGGUGGAUGGGACCGUUGCAUAGCCAGCUUCACCUAACGUUCGUGUGUUUACUGACCAUCUUCUCUUUGCUUGGGGUCCACUCGUCGUACCCCCAGAGCGGCGAAUGUGUGUCGGGCAAAGGGAAAGGCUGCGUGGCAGAUCUGUCAGAGAAGAAGAGUGACCUGCGAGUGUGUGAUGCUGCCACAUGCCGUUUCGGGGGCACCUGCCGUGAUGACGGCUCCGACCUGAAGUGUGUGUGUCAGUUUAAGUGCCACAGUAACUUCGUUCCCGUGUGCGGCUCCAAUGGGGACACCUACCAGAAUGAGUGUUUCCUGAGACAAGCGGCCUGCAAGCAGCAGAGGGCCAUAUCGCUGACCUUCGAGGGGCCUUGCUACCCAGCAGACAGCAGUUCAGGAUCAGGAGAUGGAGAGUACGAGGGCUCGGGGGGCGACUCAGCCAAGAAGGCCACCAAGUGCGGCAACUGCAAGUACGGAGCGGAGUGUGAUGAAGACUCAGAGGACGUCUGGUGCAUGUGCAACAUCGACUGCAGUGGCCACAACGAGAAUCCUGUGUGUGGGACGGACGGGAACUCGUACAACAACCCGUGUCACGUGCGGGAGGCGUCCUGCAUGAAGCAGGAGCAGAUCGACGUUAAGCACCUUGGGAGGUGUCCAGAUAAAGGGAAAAAGGAUAUCCCUCCCGAUGUGUUUGCGGUCGUUAAGGAGAAGCCAGACGUGGGCAGCGGCAGAACUAACAGCUGGAGCCCAGCACCGUGCACAGAGGAGUACGCCAACUUCUGUCUUCACGGCCAGUGUGAGAUGAAAUUUGGUGUCGUCUCGUGCAGGUGUGAGUCUGGCUACACAGGUGCUCAGUGUGACGUCCAGGACUUCAACAUCCUGUACGUGGUGCCCAGCGGCCAGAAGCUCCACUACGUGCUCAUCGCGGCCAUCAUCGGCGCCGUGCAGAUCGCCAUCAUCGUGGCCGUCGUCAUGUGCAUCACCAGGAAAUGCCCCAAAAAUAACCGCGCACGUCGGCAGAAGCAAAACCUCGGACACUUUUCUUCAGAUACUUCUUCCAGGAUGAUGUAGCUGGAUUUUUUAUUUUAAUUUUUAUACUUUUUUCGUACCAAGUGGAUUACAUUUUUAACGUAUCGAUUUUAUUUUUUCCUGAUUUUUAAACUUGGGAGGACGACAACAUAUUUUUUUUUUUUUAUAUUAUUUUGAAAGAGGCCUUAUUUUUUCUUUACUGGACAUUAAACGUACUUCCUGUUAUCUGUGUGACACUUUCAACAGGAGCAAGCUAUUGUGGGUUUAAAUAUUAUUUUGGUACUUUUGAAUUCUUUUGUUUUUUUAUGUAGCUCUCGGCACACAUACCUUUACCACCACUGAAACGGACACACACACACACACACACCUUUACCACCACUGAAACGGACACACACACACACACCUUUACCACCGCUGAAACGGACUUCUCGCUGUCUUCUGGAAUGUGCUACUCAUUGGGACCACUCACUCACUCACUCACUCAGAAAUGGAUUUCUGGUCUUCAUUUUUUCCCCUCACGUCUUUUGCUUUUCUGAUUUUUCUUGUUUCCUUUGCAAAUUGAAUGCAGCUGAACACCAAAUGCAGUUGGACAUGAAUGAAAUGUGAGCCGAUGAUGUUUUAAAAAGAAAAAAAAAAGUUUACAAAAAGUUCUCUCUCUUUUGAAAAAGGAAUUCCAGCAAUGGAACACAAUGUGUUUUUUGACAUAGCUAAUCAUUUUUCGAUGUUGGAUCGUUUGUAGUUUUUUAUGUUCUAAUGUUAUUGGUGUUGCUGUUGUUGAUGUUGAAAUGAUCAUUAUUAUUGAUUAAUUUAAUUCUAGACGCUGCAUAUCGCAUGAUCUGUGGAACCGUGUCCAGUGAUGUAGACUUGAUAGAAUUAAAUUCUCCGUCCUACAAGUAGUUUUUGCUGCUUCCAUCUGAAUAUUAGUCACAUAAAAUGUCAGUUGCAUUUCUGUAUCUAAACAUGCUGCAUUGAAUGUGCCCACACCGUACUAAGGAGGACUAUGUGAAUGUCAGGAGAGGGACCUUAUCUCCCGAAGAUGAGCUAGUGGUGGGUUGUGUGAAUGUUUAAAAUUAUACACGUUUAAAAUUAUACACAUCUUUUUAUAUAAUCAUUUUUAACAGAGAGAGAGACAUUCAAAUCUGAUAUCAAUUAACCCAGUAAGGCUUUAUAUACCCUCACAAAGACUAAAAUAUUCAGUGGCAAUUCAAUUUAGUGUCCUUUAAAAUACAGACUCUGAGGCAUGAGAACAAACCCUCUACAUUUCAACACAGUGAUGGAUAGAUUUGAAUAAUGUCAGUAGUGCGGCUUUUAAUAAGCUACAGUAUGCCAUCAAUAAGUAAUGACCCCCCCCAACCCUUUAUACAAAUCACAUGACAUGGGUCCACUAUGUCCACCAGGGGGAGACAAAGACACAUUUCAGUCUCCCUUUACAGCUUGACCCCUUCACAGCGUGACCUCUUCUGAUAGUGUUGGUCUGUUUAACAUUUAUCCUCAUAAAAGUUGAUUGAAUGAUUUUUUAAAAAGAACACAGAUCAUGGACGACCCAUGCACAAUUUUGAUCUAAUUGAAUGACUGAAUGUAUGUUCCCUGCAAAUCCUCUACCAUCAAGACAAAACAGAAUUAAAAUGGUCUCCAAUGUAUCGAAAUGAUUGUGUAAAACUGUUAUUGUAGACACACACUGAAAACGGGUUGAUAAAGCCAGAAUUAAUUAUCAAGUGCUAGAUGAAUGAGAAACAACACUACACCGAUAUGCUGGCAGGGUUCCAAUGGUUUCAUAGAAUAGAUUUUAAAUAAAUAUAGAUAUAUUUCACUUCCAUAAUAUACAGCAUUGACAAGCACUGCAGAUUCAU
Messenger RNA from Alosa sapidissima (American shad), 3470 nucleotides. It is a transcript of the gene tmeff1b, whose product is annotated as transmembrane protein with EGF-like and two follistatin-like domains 1b. Lineage: Eukaryota; Metazoa; Chordata; Actinopteri; Clupeiformes; Clupeidae. The record is from RefSeq and is a predicted model, not a curated record. Gene Ontology annotation, molecular function: protein binding. Bases 571 to 1662 code for a protein of 363 amino acids. The transcript is spliced from 10 exons.